AUGUCAUCCGAUGGAGAGUUCACUAGAACUCAAAUCUUCGGAACGGUGUUUGAAAUCACUAAAAGAUAUACUGAUUUAAAUCCCGUAGGCAUGGGAGCCUUUGGACUCGUAUGUUCAGCUGUUGAUAAAUUAACUGGACAAAAUGUAGCAGUUAAAAAGAUUAUGAAACCUUUCCUGACUCCUGUAUUAGCCAAAAGAACUUAUCGUGAAUUAAAAUUAUUAAAACAUUUAAGACAUGAAAAUUUAAUUUCAUUAGAUGAUAUCUUUUUAUCACCAUUAGAAGAUAUAUAUUUUGUUAAUGAAUUACAAGGUACAGAUUUACAUCGUUUAUUAACAUCGAGACCUUUAGAAAAACAAUUCAUUCAAUAUUUCACCUAUCAAAUAUUAAGAGGUUUAAAAUAUAUCCAUUCAGCCGGAGUAAUUCAUCGUGAUUUAAAACCUUCUAAUAUUUUAAUUAAUGAAAAUUGUGAUUUAAAAAUUUGUGAUUUUGGAUUAGCUAGAAUUCAAGAUCCUCAAAUGACAGGUUAUGUAUCUACUAGAUAUUAUAGAGCACCUGAAAUUAUGUUAACUUGGCAAAAAUAUGAUACAGAAGUUGAUUUAUGGUCAGUAGGAUGUAUUUUAGCUGAAAUGAUUGAAGGUAAACCUUUAUUCCCAGGAAAAGAUCAUGUUCAUCAAUUUUCAAUAAUAACUGAAUUAUUAGGAUCUCCACCUCCAGAUGUUAUAGAUACAAUUUGUUCAGAAAAUACUUUAAGAUUUGUUCAAUCUUUACCUCAUAGAGAUCCAAUUCCAUUUUCUGAAAGAUUUGCUCAUUGUACUCAUGUUGAACCUGAAGCUAUUGAUUUAUUAGGUAAAAUGCUUGUAUUUGAUCCUAAAAAGAGAAUUAGUGCAGAACAAGCUUUAACUCAUACAUAUAUGUCACCAUAUCAUGAUCCAACUGAUGAACCAAUUUGUGAAACCAAAUUUGAUUGGAGUUUUAAUGAUGCAGAUUUACCGGUUGAUACUUGGAGAGUUAUGAUGUAUAGUGAAAUCUUAGAUUUCCAUCAAUUUGUAGGAGAUCAAGAUGGUCAACCUACUACUGGCGCAGUUAGUGAACCUCAACAAUCUCCUCCACCUCCCGCACCUGCUUCAGAAUCUCAACCAGAACCUCAACAUCAAUACCAUGAACAAGCCGUCAAACAAUUUUAG
This is a messenger RNA of Scheffersomyces amazonensis, 1185 nucleotides long. RefSeq names its product mitogen-activated protein kinase (gene HOG1). The coding region runs from base 1 to 1185 and encodes 394 amino acids. The transcript has a single exon. Gene Ontology annotation, cellular component: nucleus; cytoplasm. The record is from RefSeq and is a predicted model, not a curated record. Gene Ontology annotation, biological process: cellular response to oxidative stress; protein phosphorylation; stress-activated MAPK cascade. Lineage: Eukaryota; Fungi; Ascomycota; Pichiomycetes; Serinales; Debaryomycetaceae. Gene Ontology annotation, molecular function: MAP kinase activity; ATP binding.